ACCGCGGGCGCGGUGCAGCAGCCGCGCGGUCCGGCGGGCGGGCCCGUCGCAUUGCCACUGCGAUCGGUAUAGUGGUCGGUCACUGGGCUCCGGCUCCGGCCGCGUUUUAGUGGUGGAUAACGCUCGCCGACACGAUCGCGCCUUCUCUUGAGCGCGCGCGCGCACGCACACACCACUUACUCUCACAAUAUCUCGCACCACCCGGGUCCCCGCCCCGCCCCGCCCGCCGCACGCCCUGCGGUACGCCCCCUUGUCGCGCGCGUGUCGAGGCCCGGGCCCGGCCGGCGGCGUCCCUUUCCCCGCGCGGUCGGCGGCGGGUGCGUCAGCGCGUCGUGUCGGGGGAGGAUCACGUGGCCCGGCGGGAUGCGUCGCUCCCGGUGAUAAGCACUGACCGCCGGGGCUGCGGCAGCAGGAGCGCGUCGACCGGCGCAGGAGAGUGAGCGCCCUGAGCACCAGAGCAGAGCACCGCGCCGCAGCCCGAGCUACCCCAGGCCCGGCGACAGCAGCGGCGGCGACCCACGCACCAGUCGCUCCGAGACACACAAGGCGCCAGCAUGGGCGACGUCGAGAAGGGCAAGGCCGCGGACCUGGCCGCCCAGAGGGCCAGGAGCUCGUCCGAGUUCCACCGGCACUCCCCGCUGCCCGUGGGGCCCAAGAACCUGCGCUGCGUCAUGCCGCAGAUCGUGGCCUCCAUCGUGGCCGGCCUCUUCAACAUCCCGGAGGGCUUGGCGCUGGCCUACUCGUCUGGGCUGAUUCCCAGCCUCAUGUCUGGAGACCCCGACGACGGCGAGAUCCACAUCACCCUGGAGCAGGGCGUGCUCAUCGCCAGCGUGAUGGUGGUCGCCAUGUGCCUCGGCACGUUCCUCACGGGUUUCGUGAUGAACCGCUUCGGGCGUCUCAACACCAUCCGCUACAGCUCCCUGCCGUUCGCCAUCGGCUGGUUCCUCGUGGCCUCCGCCUCCUCCUACGAGAUGAUCCUCAUCGGGCGCAUCCUCACCGGCAUCGCCAACCCGCUGGGUGUCAAUUCGGCCGUGGCCUUCAUCACGGAGGUGGCCAACCCGCACAUCCGCGGUGCGCUCAACAGCGCCAUGACGGUCCUCGCGUCGUUAGGCAUGGUGAUCAUGUACGUCCUGGGCGCCUCCAUGCACUGGAGGACGGCGGCCUGGUUCUGCGGCGCCUCGCCCUUCAUCGGCGUCCUGCUCAUGUAUUUCUUCUGCUACGAGAGCCCCAUUUGGCUCGUCUCCAAGGGGAGGCACGAGGAGGCCGGGCGCUCGCUGCGGGCCUACGCACGCUGCAAUCCCACCGAGGAGCUUAGGGAGAAGCUCCCGGAGCGACAGCUGGAGUGGCUGAUCCUGAAGAAGGAACACGCCGAGUCGCAGGCCGCCGGCAAGGAUCCCUGGUACUCCACCGUGCUGGACCUGUUCAGGACGCCGACGGGAUACAAACCGCUCCUCCUGCUCACCGCCGUGUUCCUGGCGCAGAACUUCAGCGGCGUGUACAUCACCCUGUUCUACGCCACCACCUUCUUCCAAGAAAUGGGCGUGACGUUCAGCGCGUUCCAGGCCGCCAUCUUCAUCGGCCUGACUCGGCUGGUGGUGGGCAUCCUGGCCAUCGGUCUGAUCCGGGGGGUGGGCAUCCGCAAGCUGAUGGUGGGCUCGUCCUUCGGCAUGGCCGUGUGCAUGGUGCUGUCCGGCUACUUCACGCUCUACAAGGAGAAGUCCAUGGGCGGCUUCGUGCCCGUCGGCUUCGUCCUCCUGUACGUCGCCUUCUCCUGCUGCGGCCUGCUCACCGUGCCCUGGACCAUGACGGCCGAGCUGUUCCCGGACCGGCUGCGCGACGUCGGCCAGUCCUUCACCAUUUUCAUCGCCGACAUGCUCAUGUUCGCCGGCCUGCAGCUCUACCCGACCCUUAUGGACGUGCUGAGGUACGGCGAGAUCACGGGCUCCGUGGGUAUCCAGUGGUUCUUUGCCGUGGUGGCGCUCCUCAACGUCGUCCUGGUCAUCUUCUUCUUGCCCGAGACGCACGGCAAGUCCCUGUCGGAGCUCGAGGAGCACUACGAGCACAACAUGAUGUGGCUCGGCCGCACCAAGCCCGACCGACUCGACAAGCUCCACGACGCGUCCGUCGUCGUGCCCACGAUCUGCGCCAGCGUGGACGCCGACGGCGUCACCGUGCUCAGCACGGUCCUCGCCGUGCCCGACGCGAGGAACGCCACGGUCCUCUCGAGCGGCGACAGCUACAGGCUGUCUCCCACCAGUGCCUGAGGGAGGUUCAAGUCAAGCAGCCCCUACCUGGGCGACCCGGCGCCCGGCUCCUCCUUAACACGUUCAGUGCGGCGUGACCCACACCGUGGGUCCCAUUCACAUGGGAUUGCCUACCCCGCCGCACUCAACGUGUUAACGCUGCGGUGCCACACCUGAUACUCAAACGUAGUCUUAAGACGAUAAGUAAUAAGUACUCUAGCCUUCGAGUCAUUUUAAGUGCCAUUCCUAGCUAGGCCACCUGUUUAGUAUUCCUGCCGAGGUAGUUAGAAAUAACAAAUAACAUGGGUGAUAUGCAGCAACUGCUGCCUUACUUUACAAAACUGUCAUGAAGUAUUUAUUAGCCGUAAUGGCUCAAUGUUAAAUUAAGGAAUCUGUCCAUUUUGUGAAUAUGAACAUUGUUGUAUUAUAGUUGUAAAUUGUACAUAACGAAGAUUCGUGAUAUUUUGUAAUAAAACCAUGAUUCGAACAA
Molecule: messenger RNA, 2733 nt
Organism: Frankliniella occidentalis (western flower thrips)
Lineage: Eukaryota; Metazoa; Arthropoda; Insecta; Thysanoptera; Thripidae
Product: facilitated trehalose transporter Tret1-2 homolog
Exons: 8
Coding region: 555-2264 (569 amino acids)
Biological process (GO): transmembrane transport
Cellular component (GO): membrane
Molecular function (GO): transmembrane transporter activity
Source: RefSeq, a predicted model, not a curated record